AUGACUAUGGAUGAACAUGUGGUCAUCCCGGCUCCUAUUAGUGCUAAACGUGCACCAUGGCCAAAACCUCCCCUAGGAUGGGUCGCACUAUCUACGGAUGGAUCAUUUGUGAAGGAGACAGGACUAGCUGGGUCCGGCAUGAUGCUUAGGGAUUCCGUGGGGGAGGUUAUCUUCUCGGCUUACCGGUACCUCUUCAACUGCAAAGAUGCCCUUGAAGCAGAGAUUAGCGCUAUUCUUGAAGGAAUGACAAUGAGUAUACAUCGGUCAGAAUUGCCAAUUGUAAUUCAAUCUGAUAACGCGACUGUUGUUGUUGCAUUGACUGAUGACUCGUUGGACCGUUCUGCAUAUGGUCAUCUCAUGUUGGAGAUCAAGAAAACUCUGGACUCGCGUGGGUUUAUUCCGUUGAAAAUUGAGCGUCAUCAAAAUGGAGUUGCUCAUAGUUUAGCUAGUAUAGAAAGAUCUGAUGGUAGCACCGCUUGUUGGUUGCGCCGUGUGCCAGACAACGUUACUAAUGAUGUACUAGUAGAUUGUAUUUCUGUUUCUAAGGAAUAA
This is a messenger RNA of Triticum turgidum subsp. durum (durum wheat), 552 nucleotides long. The record is from the annotation of a GenBank genome assembly. NCBI's taxonomy places the organism in Eukaryota, Viridiplantae, Streptophyta, Magnoliopsida, Poales, Poaceae.